Messenger RNA from Bacillus rossius redtenbacheri, 2025 nucleotides. RefSeq names its product ubiquitin carboxyl-terminal hydrolase MINDY-3 homolog. Gene Ontology annotation, molecular function: K48-linked deubiquitinase activity; cysteine-type deubiquitinase activity. Gene Ontology annotation, biological process: protein K48-linked deubiquitination. The record is from RefSeq and is a predicted model, not a curated record. NCBI's taxonomy places the organism in Eukaryota, Metazoa, Arthropoda, Insecta, Phasmatodea, Bacillidae. The coding region runs from base 146 to 1558 and encodes 470 amino acids. The transcript has a single exon.
ACAAUUGGUGAGUUUUGUGAGACGAAGUACACUAGGGUUAUUGUGUUGUUUGUAUUUACCUUCGUCAUCUUGUCAGUGGGAAUCACGUUGGUGUAGAGUCCAGCAAUUAAACAGAGAGAGCGUUUGCUUGUGUUGUAAUGAAUUCAUGGAUGUGAAAAAUGAGCUACAGCCACUUGUCGGUGAGAGAGUAGCUUUGUAUGAAAACGCACAUUCUAAGGAAAUGGCCUGCCAUACAAGUCCAGUCAGUGAACUUCGUGAUGUGCGCAAUUUGUUAUGGGGAUCCUGUAUUAAGGAAGAUGUCUUCAGAAGAUGGGCGCAAGGAUUUCAGUUCAGUAAGUACGAACCCACUGCUCUUGUGCAAAAUGAAGGCGGACCGUGCGCUGUUAUAGCGCCUGUUCAAGCAUUUAUACUUAAGUCGAUACUCUCCAAACAGUUGGGUAACAACUGGAGAGAUGCUGACACAGAGUCAUGUAACAGGCAUUUAGUUCAAGCUGUUUGCGAUAUCCUCGGUCAAGUCAAUGCUUACACAAAGGGAAAAAUUUUCAUUGCUACAAUGAAUGAAAACCCCUCUAACAAACCCUCUGAGUGCAGCGAUGGUUCACAAUCACCAGUAGUAGUGGAUUCAAUAGAAAAUCCAAUUAAACCUGAAGCAUUGGAUUGCGAGAAUUUUCACGCACGUCUGAAACUGAUUUCAUUUGCUAGUAUGGGUGAUGUGAGAACAUUUUACACUCAGAGGAUCAGCAUUUUGAGAGAUAAGUAUGGUGUUUUACAUCUCCUUUACUCGGUGCUGUGUACCAAAGGUUUACAGCAGAUCCGCAGCGAAAUGAACGAACCCGAGGAGUCAUUGAUCGACGAAACAUACGGCCACGCAAGCCAGAGCUUGAUCAAUCUGAUGCUGACGGGUCGAGCCGUGAGCUACGUGUGGAACCACGACAGGGACAUUGACGGUCUGAGGCUGAGAGGCGUGGACCAGCAGGCAGAAGUGGGUUUCCUCACGCUUCUCGAACAUUUCCGAUACUGCGAGGUGGGGUCGUUCCUCAAGAACCCGAAGAACCCGGUGUGGCUGCUGGCCAGCGAGACGCACCUCACGGUGCUGUUCUCGCCGGACAAGCGCCUGGCGAGCGCAGAGACGCCCACCCAGGUCGCCUGCCGCGUGUUCAAGAGCUUCGACCCGGAGGGCAACAACUUCAUCGCGGCUCCGCUACUGCAGGACGUGCUGAGGACGCUGGACCUCGUCUCGGACAAGGAGUACGUGGACAUCAUGGUGAAGAAGCUGGACCCAGAGAGUCUAGGCAUCAUCCUGCUGAGUGCGUUCCUCGACGAGUUCUUUCCCGAGGAGAAGCUGUCGACCCCGGACACUUUCGCGCUGCUGCAUUACAACGGCCUGCCGCAGUCGUGCCCCGGCGGCCAGGUGGUGUAUCGCGAGGGCAGCGCCGUGCUGCUCGAGACGGACGUUCUCAGCGUGCUGAGCAGCGACGCGAUGCUCACUUGUCUGCAGACCAAGUGGCCGAGCAUAGAAGUGCAGUGGCUGUCGGGCGGCCCUCCUUCCCUCAACUGAUCCCCCUGUCCCUCACUACCAUGCACGUUCUGUCAAACCAUUUGAGCCUAAAGCCGCAUAGUACUAAAAUUAUUUUAGCACGUUUUUUCGACUGCGAGUACGUAUAUCGUAAUGCCGUAUAUGCUGUUUUAAUGUGUGUGAUUGUUUAUAGCCAUUGUAUGGUUGUAAUCGUAAUGAUGUCUUUAUUGCUCGCUUCGUAUUGCCAGAUGUAGUUGCUCUAUUGACGUUCAAAAUAUUUAUUGAAAAAAAAAAAAAAAAUCAUUUGUUUUGGUUUGGUGUAGCCAAGAAUGUAUCUGUCUGGAGUAUUACUAAAUGAUGAAUUGUUAUGUGAACCGAAAUUUUCCAGAAUUACUUCAUUCUUCUAUGCGUCAAUACGAGUGCUUUAUUUGUUUCCUGGAAAAGGUGUGUAACUGGUAUACCUUUAUUCAAUUUUGUAACAGAAAUAAAAAUAUUGUUGAAUUGUGAAA